Molecule: messenger RNA, 2241 nt
Organism: Pogoniulus pusillus (Red-fronted tinkerbird)
Lineage: Eukaryota; Metazoa; Chordata; Aves; Piciformes; Lybiidae
Product: rab9 effector protein with kelch motifs-like
Exons: 12
Coding region: 25-1521 (498 amino acids)
Molecular function (GO): protein binding
Source: RefSeq, a predicted model, not a curated record
GGGCUGGCGCCGCCGCAUGCUGCCAUGCUGCCCGCCUGCCGCCGGGCCCGGCCGAGGCUGGGGGGCAGCGCCCAGGGCGGCGGCCUCACUUUCUACGUGCUGUGGGGGCUGCUGGAGCCGCCGCGGCGGCUCGGCAGCCAGUCCAGCAAGAUGGGUUUCCAGGCUUGGCUGCCCCUGCCGUUGCCAAAGCAGCUGGUGGUGUUUGCGCUGGGGGACUGGAGCUGUUACUCGGCGGACACAAGUGUCGUGGUGGACGUGCUGGUGACACCAGGCAUCGCGCCGCAGCAGCUCGGAACGCUGGAGCCUGCCUGCAGGUCUCUGGUGUGGGAAGGUGACUGGAGAACAGAUAUUUUCAUGGCCUCAUUGAAAGAGAUGGACAAAGGCAACUAUGUGAAACUUAUCUUGACUGUCAAUGGACAGGUUAAGGGCCAGAGCUCAGAGGUGACUGCUAGAGCAUUUAGGCCUGGGAGGAAGGACCCACCACUGAGUACUCUGGCAAACACCUGUGCCCUUAAGCCACCAUCUCACAAGGUGGAACCCAGUCAGGCCUGGAGGAGGAGUCCUGUCCACCCCAAGAAGCCCAGGAAAGUUUUAUUUGAACCCACAACAUGUGAGAGACAUCUCAAUGAAGAAGAUCUGGCAGUGGAGGAGUUGCAAGGCAGUCCCAGCCCACGGUGGUGCCAUGCGAUGUGCCUCAGUGACCUGGGGACAGCUGUUCUGAUCGGUGGACAAGGCAUCAAUCAGCAGUCCUGUGAGGAUGCACUCUGGAAGCUGGAAAUAGACAGCGAUUUCUGGCUUCCAGUGGACUUCCAGCUACAAAAUGCCAUGCCAUUGUGCUUGUAUGGUCACACAGCCACCUAUGAUCCAGACACCAGGCGUAUCUACAUCUUUGGAGGCAUAAAGGAGGACAGAGACUACAGCACCAUCUACAUUCUGGACACAGUCACCUGGAAAUGGCUCCUUGUGGCUGCUAAAGGGAGGGUGCCAGUGCUCACCUACCACAGUGCAACCAUCUAUCACAAGGAGCUCUUUGUUUUCGGAGGGACUUUGCCCAGGAAGGAAUCAGUGGCAGUGGAAUCCUGCAGCAAUAUGCUCUAUGUCUUCAAUCCAGAGCAUGAAAUUUGGUACCAGCCCAUCUUAGAAGGGGAGAAGCCUCUACCUAGACUCGGGCAUUCAGCUACUCUGCUGAAGAACAAGCUGCUGAUUUUUGGGGGUCGAAGGACUUCUCUCUACCUCAGUGACAUGCAUAUCCUGGAUCUGGGUUUCAUGGAGUACACACCAGUGCCUCUCCUUGCAGGACAGCCUUCUGCACGCUGUUUUCAUGCAGCUCUAGCUGUGUCAGACCAGAAGGUUUUGAUCAGUGGAGGCUGCAAUGCCAAGGGAGCCCUGCAGGAUGCCUUCAUUUUCCACCUAGGAUUAUCUAGAAGCUUCUGCCAAUGUCAAGACCUGCUAUGUGAUAGUGUCUUUGCACAGAGGCUUAGGGAUUCACCAUCUGAAAAGACUCAAGGACUUGCUGCUUAGCUGCACAGAGGCAGUUGCCCUCAUCCCACUCCCCAGGUCACAAAGUCCUCAGUGCCCUUCAGAAAGCACUUAGCACAAGAUCUUGUAACUACCCAUUGCCCACCAAGGGUUCCAGUUGCAUAAGGCUCCUACUAGAUAGUCCUCCAUGCUACAGUGUACUCCAGGAGCUUUCCUGUUCUGCCAGGCUUUUAUAGGAAAGAUCCACUUGCCUGCUGACUAGAACUACUCAAUGGGAGAGGCCCAAGUGGCCUCUAGUUUGAUAAGGGUCAGACCAGCUUGUGUGUGAGCUCUCUGAAGUCUAUCCACACUAUAACUGGACAGAUAGAGAAAAAAAAAACAAUCAAAAUAAAACCCCAAUACAGCCUUGUUAAAGGUUCCACAGAGCACAGUGAAGAACUGAAUCUGUGGUUCUUGAGUCAAACUUUGCCCCUAUGACAGAAUUUCAACUCUCUUAAAAGAUGAAACAUAUAUAAUCAGUUUCCACAUUCUAUAGUAGCAGCAAGAUCCUAGGUACAGCUGCAGCAUGGCCAUCAGCCACAGGGAGAACUAAACACCUCUCUAACUAGUUGCAAGUCAGUAAUGGCCUAAGUAGGAUCCAUGCAGCUGUUUCUUUUAGGGUGAAGGCAGCACUCCAAGCACAGGUUGGGGUUGUGCUGUGUCCCCACACCUUCUUUCCUUUCCUAGUUUUUGGAAUAUACAGGGGUUCUCAGUUAUUCAGUG